Messenger RNA from Leptopilina boulardi, 2311 nucleotides. RefSeq names its product protein Mo25 (gene Mo25). The record is from RefSeq and is a predicted model, not a curated record. Gene Ontology annotation, molecular function: protein serine/threonine kinase activator activity. Gene Ontology annotation, biological process: intracellular signal transduction. Lineage: Eukaryota; Metazoa; Arthropoda; Insecta; Hymenoptera; Figitidae. Bases 338 to 1372 code for a protein of 344 amino acids. The transcript has 8 exons.
GUGGUCAUGGGCGAUGAACUGCAAGAAGGAUGCGUUAACUAAAACCAUUUUUUUUCGAUAUUGAAUGCUCCUCAAGCGUGAAAAAAAAUAUUCGCAAUUUUGCACGAGAAGAAGAAGAAAAUUGGAAAAGGUGUUAAUUAUCACGAUAGUCACGACAUCGACCUAGAAAAAUUGUUUUAAUGAGCAAAUUCCUUUCUUUGGUAUAUUAAGAGAUUUGUUGUACUAAAAGCUAUUCUGAUUUUGAUAAAUGAACUGCUAAAAAAAGAAAACACACACGGGACAUCAGACCGCAAGUGCCUAGUUGCAACUGCGUAAAUUAAUCCAGAUUUUCAAUUGAAUGGUAUAUAAAUUGUAUAAAACAAUGCCUCUGUUCGGAAAAUCUCAAAAAAGUCCGGCUGAGGUGGUAAAGGCUCUAAAAGAGGCUGUUAACGCGCUAGAACGUGGUGACAAAAAAGUUGAAAAGGCGCAAGAGGAUGUCAGCAAAAAUUUGGUCCACAUUAAAAAUAUGUUGUAUGGAACUGCAGAAUCUGAGCCUCAAGCCGAUAUAGUCGUGGCACAACUCGCACAAGAACUUUACAAUAGCAAUCUUUUACUUCUUCUCGUUCAAAAUUUAAGUCGAAUAGAUUUUGAGGGUAAAAAAGAUGUUGCUCAGGUAUUCAACAAUAUUUUAAGAAGACAAAUUGGCACGCGAUCACCAACCGUUGAGUACAUUUGUACAAAACCUGAAAUAUUGUUUACUCUCAUGUCUGGAUAUGAGCAUCAAGAUAUCGCGUUAAAUUGUGGUACAAUGUUAAGAGAAUGCGCUCGAUAUGAGGCGCUAGCUAAAAUCAUGAUCUAUUCCGACGACUUUUAUAAUUUCUUUAGAUACGUCGAAGUUUCUACUUUCGAUAUUGCUUCAGAUGCCUUUUCUACAUUUAAGGAGUUGCUCACGAGGCACAAGAUUUUGAGCGCUGAAUUUUUAGAAGUCAAUUACGAUAAGGUCUUUUCACAUUAUCAGAGGUUACUGAGUUCGGAAAAUUAUGUAACCCGUCGACAAAGUUUGAAACUGUUAGGAGAACUGCUUCUUGACAGACAUAAUUUCACUGUCAUGACACGGUAUAUAUCAAACCCAGACAAUUUAAAGCUAAUGAUGAAUAUGCUUAAGGAGAAGUCUCGUAACAUACAAUUUGAGGCCUUCCACGUGUUUAAGGUAUUUGUUGCUAAUCCAAACAAGCCGAAGCCAAUAUUGGAUAUUCUAUUAAGAAAUCAAGAGAAAUUAAUCGAGUUCCUCACACGCUUCCAUACAGAUCGCUCGGAAGAUGAGCAAUUUAAUGACGAGAAAGCUUAUUUAAUUAAGCAAAUAAAAGAGCUUAGAUCUGUUCAUGAAAAUUGAAUAAAAAAUUAUUUUUUUUUAAUCAUUUUUCAGUUUCAAGGAACUAUGUAAAUACAAUUUACAUUCACACAGACACACAUACACAUAAACAUACACACAAUUUAUUGUAACAUACAGACUUUAGGCAAACAUAAAAGAAAAAAAAUACUCUGCUACUUUCUAUCAAUUUGAUGAUUAGUUGUCCAAACACUUAGUAUGGCAGCUAUAGACAAUUUUUUACACUUUAAAAAAGUUGAAAAAAAAUUCAAUUUCCCGUUUAUUUAGGAAUUCAAUUCUACUCGGGAGUUUUUUUUUAAUUCAAUUUCGAAUCUGGUUUUUAAUAUUUAGAAACUGAAUUCUGUCCUUUUUUGCAAUUCACUUUUUAAUUGUACUUUUCUAUAAAUAAAUAAUAGACCGGAGCAAAAUUGACAAGAGUGUAUACUUUUGAUUUUUUAUCAAUUUAGCGUUUAAAUGAAAAAUUAAAAUAUAAAAUUUCGAAAAAAGCACCUGUUAAGUGGCUUUAAAUAAGGCCUUAAAUGCGAGUAAGAUUGUUAAUGAAUAAUAAUAAUUUAGUUAUAUUUAUUUCGAAAUAGAUCAAUUUUUCCUAAACUGAAUUUUUAUAGGUCGAUUUCGUCCUUUAUUUACAAUUUUGUUUCUUUUCUGAAAGAGAAACAAAUAAAAGUUUUGAAUAUUUUGGAGGAGAGUUCAAAAAAUUAAAAUUAAAAUUUCAAAACGUCAUUUUGUUGUAGCUGCUAUACUUUGUUUUGUUUCUUCUUUUUUUGUAUUUAAAAAUAUUCUACUCGCAGCGAACGUAUUACUUAUAGCGAUAGACAUCUGCUUAUUUUACGCUAAAAUUAUAAUCACAAUGUAUAUGUAUAGAAUUGACUGUUAAAAUGUAACGCCAAAACAAUAAUUAUUGUUUAUUAUAUUUAUUGCAAUAAAAGUAUUACUAAAAAUGGA